ACCCCCAAGAAAAUGAUAAAGUAAAAUUCGAUUUAACACUAAAAAUAAACCUAUUUGCUUUUUCUUGUUUGUACACGUUACCUUUUCCGGUUUUUAAAUGAGCACAACUUAAUUAUGCGCGUGAUCACUUGUCACAACACGCAAAAGCCCUCAAGCGUUCUCUAUCUCGCAUAAAUUAGGUAUGAAGGAAUUGAGUCUGCCAACGAUUAUAACAUCAAUGAAGACCAGAAGUGUUAAAAUGCACUUGUCAAUGGCAUUUUUGAUGGUCUUCGCUCUUAGAAUCGGGAACUCUUGUCAAAAUAUUAACAGUGACGAAGAUCAUGACGGCAAAUACACGAUGCACGUUUCAGACGUUUACCAAACGGCAGUGGAACGGGAUUACGAGAGCGAAAACCCCAAAGUUUGUGGGGCAGAUGUGAAAUGUCACACCAACGAAAUGUCAAUAUCUCUUCCUAAGUCCUUACUUGUUAGCAUCGACCGAGAAAACCUUCAGCUCCUGGAUCCAACCUGUACGGCAACGGAAAAUAGUACGCAUUUUGUUCUAACAACGACUCUGAUUGGAUGCGGGACCUCCAGCAGUCAGACUGAGAACAGCCUGGUAUACAGUAACAGGGUUCGUCAUGUUCCUCCGGGGACAGCAGUUAUCACGCGAGCACCAGAGGUUCAAAUUUCUUUCAGCUGCCAUUACUCUAAAUAUGGUUUUGUGUCAACUGGAGCUCUACGCAGUGAAAAAAGAACAAAUAUAAACAGGGCGGCAGAAAGAGUAUUCGAUGAAGAUAUCUGCUGGAAUAACAGGUGUGGUGUGCUUGCUAGAUUUUAAACUGCAACCAUUUUCUCCGGGGUAUUAGAGCCAUGUCCAGUGCUGGCCUUGGAAUCCCGAGUUUCCGCAUCGGAGUCGACUCAAUAUCACAACUGUGCACGUGUGGAAGUGUAGAAUAAUGUGACAAACUGGAAAUUUAAACCGGCCUUUUUCCCCAGCCAUUCCACACUUGUCAUUCUUUACUUAGUUCCACAUUCCUCUAUGCGUAGAAGUGACUAGCUGUGAAAAACUUUGGAUUUCAGCAGCCUUUUCCUUGGCCAUUUCACAUUUGUCAUUCUUUGCUUAAUUCUACACUUCUCUAUAUGUGGAAGUGCAGAAUGCUGUGCCAAACUAGGGAUUUUAACGCCUUUAGGCCAUGAUCAAUCCACAAUUGUUGUUAAAAGAAUAAAUAAUAAAUAAAAAACUUUAUUUUUACGUCAAAUAUAUUUAGCACUGUUGUGUUAAAAUGAUGACCCUGUAAUUGAAAAUUAACUAAGCAAACUGAUUGCAAAUGGAACAUAAACUAGACAGCAAUCACUUUGUGUAGAUUUUUGAACUGAAAACAACGUUAUAAGACCUUAUAAACUGUGUUAUAAUGUAGUGUUAUGGCUGCAUUCGCAUCUAUUAUCAUGUCUAUAUUUCAUUGCUACUGUUUUUCAUCUAUUACUAUGGUAGUACCGUAUAUUGCUGUCUGCCAUGUACAAAAUAGCUUAAUAAGACGAGGAAAAACUACGAAGAGUUAGAAGUAAACAUUAAUGGAACAAGCACCAGGAUAAUUUGGAUAUAUGAUACCUAUACUGAAUGCAACACCAAAUGUGUUAUAAAGACAAUGGUGGUGAUAACCUGCUUUAAACUUUGAAGAGUAAAUGGAGUAACUAUUGGCGGUUUUCUUUUCUCAUUCUCA
Orbicella faveolata is the source of this 1703-nucleotide messenger RNA. RefSeq lists its product as uncharacterized. NCBI's taxonomy places the organism in Eukaryota, Metazoa, Cnidaria, Anthozoa, Scleractinia, Merulinidae. The record is from RefSeq and is a predicted model, not a curated record.